Seriola aureovittata is the source of this 3494-nucleotide messenger RNA. RefSeq names its product nuclear GTPase SLIP-GC-like. Lineage: Eukaryota; Metazoa; Chordata; Actinopteri; Carangiformes; Carangidae. The record is from RefSeq and is a predicted model, not a curated record. The transcript is spliced from 24 exons. Gene Ontology annotation, molecular function: GTPase activity. Bases 229 to 2721 code for a protein of 830 amino acids.
AGACAAAUCUUAGACAGAAGACAGGAAAAGACUGAAGAAGGAUGUAAGGGAGAAUAUUUAGACAGAAUAAAGGAUUUUUUUAGAUUACAAAUUACUUCCUUUUUCUAACAAGGAAUAGUUGUCUAAUUUAUCUGUAUUUUCAGACUUCAUUUUGAGAUCAUCAUUUUUGUUCCGGUCACUUCAGUAACCCAAGGCUUCUUCAACUACUUUUCGUUUCUGUUCCUGGACAUGGAUGAGUUUGUUUGUAAUAAAUUAACAGAAUGGGGUCUCGGCAUGUUGAUAGAGAGAUUUGAAGAUGAAGGCAUUGACACAGAAAGUCUUUACUGUCUCGGUGAUCAGGAAAUUGAUGCCUUGAUCACAAAAGUGGGACCAAGAGCAAAAUUCAAGAAGAGACUCAAGUUGUUAAAGGCAGAACAAAACCCAGCACAUCAGGAAACAGUUGAUUCUUCUGCUCACGAGCAUGAAGAAGCAGCUGAUUCUGCUCAGCUCUGCCAGUCCAUCAGUGACAAAAAGGAUAAAGGAAAGAGAAAGUUGGAUUUUCAGGGUAAGUCCACCAAAUUUCAGUCACCAGCCAGUAAACGACGAUGUGACAACAAACUGGCAUCAUACUCAGAAGAAAAAAUACUCUCUAAUGUGAAAAAAACAAUGAACUAUGUUCAUAUGAGACUACAAAACGAAGACAACACAAGGUUCAACGCUUUCCUUAAGAAUAAAAUCUGUGACUUGGAAACAGACAAGAGGGAGCUGGUCGGUGUGUUUGGUAAAACCGGAGCUGGAAAGAGCUCUCUGAUAAAUGCUGUUAUUGGAGUGAGGAAUCUUUUGCCCUCUGGAAGUGUCAGUGCAUGUACCUCAGUCAUGAUUAAAGUGGAGGCUAACAAGAAAAACUCAAAGUACGAGGCAGACAUUGAGUUCAUAACAAAAGAGGAGUGGAAAGAUGAAUUGUGGUCUGUGUAUCAUAUUCUUCGGGAUGCAGAUCAGGAAAAGGAAGAUGAUGAUGAUUAUCGUGACACUGUUGAAAAGCUAUCAGCACUGUAUGGAGAAGAAUGGGAAAACAUACCACCUGAAAACAUCAUGGACAGCAAAUAUUUCAAAGAAAUUCCUGAAUUUCUUAUUUCCAAGAGGAAGAUUUUGACAUGUGAAUCAGCUGAAGAGUUGUCUGCAAAAUGUUUGAAAUACACGAGAAGUGACUCAAAAGUGGGACAGAGUGGGAAGAGGUGGUACUGGCCACUAGUGAAGUGUGUGACUGUCAGGGUGCCUGAUAAUGAUCUUCUCCAGCAUGUCACACUUGUGGAUCUUCCUGGAAAUGGGGACCGUAACAAGAGCAGAGAUAAAAUGUGGAAAGAGAUUGUUGGAAGUUGUUCUACUGUGUGGAUUGUCACUGACAUUAAUCGAGCAGCAUCAGAGAAAGAACCCUGGGAGAUCCUGCAGGACGCCAGUAGCCUCAUGGGAAAUGGUGGCGAGUGUCAGCGCAUUCACUUUAUCUGCAGCAAGUCUGAUCAUAUUGAAGAUUCAGAUGAUCAAUCAGCAGCUGGUGAUUAUGCUCUCAUACUUAAAAGAAACAUGGAAGCCAAGGAAACAGUGAUGACAGAAUUCAGAAAACAAACCAAGAUUAAGAAACACUUCAGUGAUGAGUAUUUUAAAGUGUUCACAGUGAGCUCCAAAGAGUUUCUGAAAAACAAACGUCUAAGACGAGAUGACACUGAAAUACCCAAACUGCAGGAAUUUCUGCAAGAGCUCAAUGACUGUCACUCAGUGACAUUAAACUAUGUGUCUGGAGCUUAUGGGAUUCUCUCUCUGAUUCAAGGGGCGAGAUGCAGGGAAGUGGCUGGAAAAAAGAAAGAGGUGUGCACAGAACUUGAAGAAAACAUAAGGCAGGAACUUGAAAAAGUCAGAAAACCCAUGGAAGAGGCUUCUGAGGCUUUUGAAAAAUGCCUUACUGAGGGGGUUGAAAAUUCAAAACGUUCAUGUGAAGCUAAGUUGAAAUCCAUCUUACAUCCUAGAGGUGUUGCAGUUCACGGUUUUCACAAGAUAUUGAAGUGUGUAGUUGAGAAUAACGGCAUCUAUAAACCAAAAAAAAGGAGACAAAUAAACAUCAAUGAGAAGUUAAGUUCAUGUCUGACUGACAGCAUCGAUGAGGAAUUCAGGAAGACCUUCCCAAAUGAAGGAAAAUGUGGACCAUUCAAAGGAGUCAUCAGUGCGUUUUCACUUGACACAGAGAGGCUGAUACAAAAGUACAAAGAGGUCGAGCUGCAGCUGACUUUUCUCCAGACAGAGGAGGAAAAGAUUAAGGCAAAACUCAACAAACUCAUCCGUAAGCGCAAGAAAACAAUCUACAGCAGUCUGACAUGGACAAUUGAGGAAAACAUGCAAGAAUGCUAUAGAAAAGCAGCAGAAUUUAGAGGACAGGGCACACUGGAAAACAUGAGGCACACCAUUGAGAGGCAUGUACAUGAUUCAAAGAACACCAUGUUUGAUCAGGCUAAAGAUUCUCUGUUGGUCUACCUCACCAACUUAAAGCGGGACAUCCUGGAGGAACUUGAAAAAACCCUGAAGGAAUCAACUGAGGUGUCACUCAAGACACAUGAUUACGCAAUCCCAGAUGUUUCAGAAGACAUUGACAUGGUAAAGAGUCACUAUGAUGAACUGAAGCCGAGCCUAGAUGAAGAAACAUCACUAAUUGGUAGCACUGAUCCUCCUGGCCCAGCUGCUCUGAGUCCAUGACUUCUGCAGGUUUGCUCAGUGGAGAGAAGCAGCAGAGGCCUGAUGACCCGCUGAAUGUCCCUGCAGGCAUGAGGGCUCGGGAUAUGUUCAAGUUAUUGUUCUUGCUUUGUGUUUUUCAUGAUUUAACAGUGUUUAUAUAAUACAUUUUCAUGUUUUUUCUGUGAUUUUAUAUUAUGACUUUGUUGCUGGUAGAUUUUGAUAGAAGUCUCUCUGAUUUUAUGAUUGUUUGAACUUGAAUACAGGAUUUAAUGGUAGGUUGGAUUUCUAGUUCAGUUCACCUAAUGUACAAAAAGACAUACUGUAUUUUUCAACAUAUACCAAGUGAUUGUUAGCAGAGUAGAUUGUUUUGGUUUUAUCAGUCAAAUUUUUUAGAUGCCUGUUGUAAUGGAAAAAGCCGUUUUCCUCCAUUUCAUGUAACAUUUUCUUUUAAUCGGACUGGAUAUUCUCUUUUAAUGUAUGAACAAACUGUAUGAACUGAUCUCCACAAAUAAAUGAACAGUUAAUGAUUAAGCAAGAUAAACAUACUUUUUACCCUGGAUGAAAGUUGAACUGUUCGCUUAAACAUGUGUAUUUGAUAGUCACUGUAUAAAAGAGCUAAGUUAGAGAUUGGAUGGUGUCCAGACUCUUGAUACCGUUGUGGUUGAGAGAGACUGCACCCUAUUUGGCUAAAUAGUAAUGUGUUCAUACUUGCCUCUGUUUAUGAUCAUUGUGUUGAUUGCUGGUUGUUCAUUCUAAUUUGACAUAUUGUUCAGUAAUAAAUCUUUGAAUCUUGA